UUGCUGGCGUCUUUGUCGUUAAGUCAGGAGUUGGGCGUUCCACAAGAAAGCGUGCACAAGAAAUUGUUAUAUGUUGCAGAGAGGAGGAAUGAUAAAAUUAACUCGUUGAAUUUUCAGAUUGAAUAUACUGAGAAGCAAUUGCAGCUACAACAGUUAUUGCGUCCCCAGAAGAAAGAAGAAGCUGCUAAGAAGGAUGUGACAGCAGAAGCUUUUAAGCCUCUUACUGAGGAAGAAGAGACUGAGGUUAACCGUGCUCUUUCUAAUUCCAGUCGGAGGAAGCUUUUGGUGACCCAUGAAAAUUCAAAUAUUAGUAUAACAGGAGAAGUUUUGCAGUGCUUGAGACCACGUGCAUGGUUGAAUGAUGAGGUUAUCAAUUUAUAUCUUGAGCUUUUAAAAGAAAGGGAGAGAAGGGAGCCUAAAAAAUUCUUGAAUUGCCAUUUCUUUAACACUUUCUUUUUCAAAAAGCUAGUUAGUGGAAAGGGUGGAUAUAACUAUCAAUCGGUUCGGAGAUGGACUUCCCAAAAGAAGCUUGGAUAUUGUAUCUUUGAUUGUGAUAAGAUUUUUGUACCAAUUCACAAAGAAGUCCAUUGGUGCUUAGCAGUCAUCAACAAGAAGGAUGAAAAGUUUCAGUAUCUUGAUUCGCUUGGUGGAGUUGAUAGUCAAGUGAUUAAAGUACUGGCUAGAUACAUUGUAGAUGAAGUCAAGGACAAGUGUGGCAAAGGGAUUGAUGUUAGUUCCUGGCAGCAAGAAUUUGUUGCGGACCUUCCAGAACAGGAGAAUGGAUUCGACUGCGGUGUGUUUAUGAUCAAAUAUGCCGACUUUUACAGUAGAGAUAUUGGACUCUGUUUUAAUCAGGAACACAUGCCAUACUUUAGGCUGAGGACCGCUUUAGAGAUUUUGAGGUCAAAAGCUGAGUGAUCAUUCUGGAUGCUGUAUAUUUGCUAAUUGACAGAUCAUGGAUAUGCAUGAAAAUGCUGGAGAACGAGGAAUGAACAGAUUAAAACAAAAAAAUGACAUCACUUGACAUCCUGGUACGAGUGACGUGGCAUUUUAUCUUUGCCCAAGAGUUUGGUAACCUUUUUCCCCACACGUGAGGCAAAUGGACAGCUAUCAAGUUUUUUUUUUUUUUGGUUUUUUUCUUUUCCUGGUAUGGUUUUGUUUGGGAGCUUGUGGUUUUGAUGCUGGUCAUCUUCUCUGAGUGACUGCCUAUUAUUGGUGCGCCGAGUAAAGGUUACCUUCAUCGGAGAUGUAAUCUCUGGGGCCCUUGUUUCACUAGGAAAUUGGAUUGAUUCUAUAGUGGUCUGCACCAAUUUUUUUUUUUUGGCUUAGAAUGUGAAGGCAUGUAUACUGCAGGAUCAGGUCUCCAUAUUGUUAAUCUUGUCUGUUUUUCCCCGUAUACUUGCAUUCAUUUACGGAGGGAUUUUUUGCGCA
Messenger RNA from Coffea arabica (coffee), 1431 nucleotides. The record is from RefSeq and is a predicted model, not a curated record. NCBI's taxonomy places the organism in Eukaryota, Viridiplantae, Streptophyta, Magnoliopsida, Gentianales, Rubiaceae.